GCGCAGCGGGUCGGCAGCAGUGGCGGGAGCAGGAGAGUGUGGUCUCUGCGGACUGGCAACAUGUGAUGUUGGGACUGGGCGGGCUGUGGGCGGGUGCUGAGGUUCCCCAAACACAAACAUGCUGCCAGCGAGACAAAGCGGAAGCACGAGCGACGAGCGGCGCUGCUGUCACGCCAGCACACGACUGAAGUGAGUGAGACGUUUCUUCAGCAAAUCUCAACUCUCUCUGCUGCAUCUUCAAGUCUUAUCAUCUUUACGCCUGCACCAGACAUCGUUUUCGUCCGUCUACAUCAUAAGGCUCGGUUCUGAGUGGUCCAGAUGGCUGUGGCGCUGCCAGCAGGACGUUAACGGCGAGUUCUACAUGAGCUGACAGCACACUCACACACUGACUUGAGUGUUUAUGGUGUCGGGCAGCAUGAUGGACUGGGGGAGGAUUUAAGUUUUCACCCUGGCGGCACCAGCGUGUGGCUCAGACGGGUCAGGCCUGCUGCCAGAACAAAACAAAGUAUGCACUGUUUGUUUUAAAGAUGAAGGAUGCGAAAAUGAGUUUGCUGUGACAGGAGGUGGACCAGUGGUGCUGGUGGCAUCAUGUCAGCUCUUCUGACCCCAUCGUGGAGGUCCUUCGUGGUUCUGCUCGGAUGUCUCCAGCAGGUCUUGUCCAGCCGGGUCGGUAUCUGCCAGUCGGGACAAAACUCCACCCACGCAGGCGGCUGCCUGUGUGCUUCCGAUAUCCUGAGCUGCACCGGGCUGGGCCUGGACCAUGUCCCAGUAGACAUGCCCAGUUCCGCAGUCACUUUGGACCUCAGCCAUAACCAUUUGCUUCAGCUGAAGGGGGGCAGCUUUGAGGGACUGUUUCGUCUGCAGACUUUACGCUUGGCGCACAACCAGCUGACAACCAUCCAACCGGGCGCCUUUGGGAACUCCUCUGGAGGCCUGCUGCGCCACCUGGACCUGUCAUCCAAUAAACUGAGGGUUCUGGAGCAACACUACUUCCAGGACAUUCCUGGACUGGAGGAGCUGCUGCUCUUCAACAACCAUAUGGUUCAGGUGGAGAGUGGCGCCCUGGCAGGACUGGGCAGCCUCCGUAAAGUCUACCUCAGCCACAACCAACUCAUCGACUUCCCUUUCUUCUCUGUCCGAGACCGCAGCCACCCUCAGCUGGCUAUGCUGGAUCUGUCCUCAAACCACCUGCGCAAGCUCCCCCUGGAGUACUUAUCAAGCCUCCCCAGCAGACUCCAGCAGGGAUUCUACCUUCACAAUAACCUGCUGGUGUGUGACUGCGCCACGUUCCGAAUGUUCCGCCUCUGGGAGGAGAGAGGCUUUGCGUCAGUGACAGACUUCCGGCAGGAUCACACCUGCCGGGUGUACGGGAUGCAACAAGGCACCGUGCGCUUCUUCCAGCACGGUGGCUUCUUCCACCAGUGCAACUUGACCACUGUGACGGCCCUAUUCAGGGAGCAGAAGAGCAGUGUUGCUGUGAACACAGGGGGCACGGUGCUGCUCCACUGCGCCACCACCCUGAUGGGAAAACACAUCACAUUCUUCUGGGUUACCCCCAAUCAGGAGUAUGUGGCUCCGCCUGGCAACAACGGGUCUUUGAAAAUGUUUGCCAACGGGAGUCUGGAAAUCACAGUGGCCCGAGCAGAGGACUCUGGGAUCUACUGGUGCAUGGCUCUGGACCAGACGCAUCAGCGCAACCAGACACAGGAAGUCAAUGUGACAGUCGCGGCGCACGACGCCAGCGAGACUCACGACUCUUUCAACACUGGAUUCACCACCCUGCUGGGCUGCGUGGUUAGCCUGCUUCUGGUGCUCAUGUACCUCUACCUGACACCCUGCAGAUGCCCCCCCUGCAACAAGGCGGCACCCCCCGCCCCCUCCAGCGUAGCCAACGAGGCCGGGCCAGAGAGCGGCCAGUCCUCCAUCCUCAGCCCCACCCCGCCCGCCACCACGGAGGGCCCGGGCCGCAAGGUGAGUACCAACAAACACGUGGUCUUUCUGGAGCCAAUCAGAGAGCAGCAAAAUGGCAGGCUCAGGGUGGGGGCGGGGCAAGGACACGUGGGGCCAGGUUUACUUCUCGAACCAGAGCAGCAGGCAAAGCAAGACGUGUUCCUGGACACGCCUCUCAUGCUGCCAUAGCAACAGGACGCAAACAGAACUCUUUCCACAUCGCCACCCCCCACCAUCACCACCCCCGUGUCACCUGAACACAAGCAGCACCUUUGCUUUGCCUUCUUUCUGUUUGUCCGGCCAAGAACCAUCACACUGUGACCGAUGCAACACCAAAGAUGGCCACACUAACAAGUCGGGGUGGGGGGCUUCUGGUCCCAAAUGAAACCUUUAAACCUUUACAGCCUGCGUCAUGUACCUUUAAGAAACUUUGUUGCAGAUACUUUCCUGUCGCACAGACACUGUGUCACACAUCCAAUGUUGUCCAGUGGAGGAGCUUUUUGUAAAAACAGAAGCUCGGCUUUGAUCGCCAAGUGCAACUUUCACCAAGGAGCACAAGAGGGACAUAAAUAAAUGAAGACUUGUUGUCUGUUUGGAUGCUUUCACUGUACUCACUGCAUCUUCCCUGCACUACCUCCACUUCCUGUCUGUCUGUGUGUCCUAAUAAAGUGCUAUG
This is a messenger RNA of Dunckerocampus dactyliophorus (ringed pipefish), 2626 nucleotides long. It is a transcript of the gene amigo3, whose product is annotated as adhesion molecule with Ig-like domain 3. The transcript has a single exon. The record is from RefSeq and is a predicted model, not a curated record. Gene Ontology annotation, biological process: brain development. Lineage: Eukaryota; Metazoa; Chordata; Actinopteri; Syngnathiformes; Syngnathidae. Gene Ontology annotation, molecular function: protein binding. Bases 589 to 2139 code for a protein of 516 amino acids.